AUGACGUUUAACGGUGGAGUUAAGUCAUUUCCCGUCGUCUAUUGCGACGGUGAAAGAGAAUUCGAUCUCGGAAUUCUCACGGUGGACCCGACCAUGAAUAUCAAGAAUAUUCUCUCCGUUCUCAGUCAUAAGAUUGGGAUUUCGUCACACCAGUUUUCUGUUUUCAUAGCCGAUAAAAACAGUAACCGGAAAAUUCCUGUCACUGCUAAGAUCAACCUCCCCACCGUGUCUCAUGACGGUGGCGCUGAGUAUGUUUAUGUUAAGCGGUCAAGACGCUCUAAGAAGUCUUUGAUGAAGAACAGAAACCUAUCCGAGAAACUCAUGCAUCUCCGUCGGGACGGUUCACAGUUGGCGUAUGCGGUGGCGCCUUCGCUUUUUAAACGAGUUGAAAUGGAGAAAAUGAUAUGGAAUUUAUACAAGGAAAGAGAUGCGGCGUUCUUGAUGAGUUUGGAAGAUACGGUUGAGUGUUGGAGGAGGGGAGCGCCGGUGGGAAACGGCGGUGGAAGUGGAUGUGCUGUGUGUAAAGAGUACGUUUGA
Molecule: messenger RNA, 537 nt
Organism: Vicia faba (fava bean)
Lineage: Eukaryota; Viridiplantae; Streptophyta; Magnoliopsida; Fabales; Fabaceae
Source: the annotation of a GenBank genome assembly